AUGUACACUUACACGGUUCGUUCAUCAGCAGAAAUGGACUAUGAUUAUUGGGAUGGACGAGAUGAUGAAUGUGAAGAAGUGCUCGAGGCAAAAUAUCAAAUACAACAAAAGACAUUACAAAGACAAAAUAGUGCACUCCGAAUGCCGUUGAUGUUAGCGUCAACGGCGACUCCCUCAUAUAAUAUCAGAGAUGCAAGGCCUCUUCAAAGCACCUCUGUGUCCCCGGGAGGCGAUGUGACUUGUGCUGUUUGUGGGGAUGGACAAGCAAAGCUACAUUAUGGAGUACUGGCUUGUUAUGGAUGCAAAGGUUUCUUCCGACGAACUCUCACUGGAAAGUAUCGUUACGUUUGUCGCUUUGGGAAUAACUGUGUCGUUGAUAAAUUCCAAAGAAACAGUUGUCGUUAUUGCCGUUUCAAUCGAUGUCUCGAAGUUGGAAUGGAUCCGAAAGCCGUGAGACCCGAUAGAGAUUUGACUGGGAAACAAAAAGUGCCGAGAAUCCGAAAGAAGCACAUUGAUGAAGAACUCUUAAAUCAUAUGAUGCGGUUACAAGGUGACGAUUGGACGAGAAAGCUCCAAGUCGAUGUGAGAGUGCUGCUCAUGCAACUGAUGAAUAUUGAAUCGAAGGUUGUGAAGGGUGAGCUGAAUAUGACACAGCCAAAUCGAGAUCCCCUCAAUAUUCCUCCACCAAGGGAUUCGAAAUCGAUCUCUUUGCGGGAAAUGUUUGAAUCAAAACCUCAAAUGGAGAGCAGAAGGAUGGAGAUCAGAUACGAGCCUCUUCGACAAGCCCGUGUAGAAGAGUUGCCGGCAAUCGCCCAUCGACGAGCAAUCGCUGCUGUUGAUUGGGUGGACUGUAUCUCGGAAAUUGCUGAGAUAUCUGAAACUGAAGACAAGGUGGCCUUGGUGAAGAACUGUUAUGCUCCGUUGACAAUCUUCAACUUCUCUGCGAGAACCGCUCAAAAUACAAAGAAUCCAGAUAUCUUAUGCCUCUGCUCUCACUCAUUUGUGCCAAGACGGCUUCCACCGGAGUUCAACGAGCAAAAUCAACUCUCGAAUAAUCUCAUCGAUCGAACACUCAACGAACUGGUGGGACCGUUGAGAAAAAUGAAUCUGAAAGAAGAAGAGAUCGUUCCACUCAAAGCAAUUCUUGUCUUGAAUCCAAACACAAAAGGACUCUCUGAAAACGCCCGAGCAGCGAUCACCGAAUUGAGAGAUAAAGUGCAGGAUGUGCUCUUUCAAAUUGUCAAGGAACUCCAUCCAUCAUACAAUGCGAGCUCACGAUUCGGGAAUCUUCUUCUCUUGUUGCCAACAAUUGCGACUCUGUCGAGUGUGAUGUGUGAGAAUAUGCAAUUCUGCCAAGCUUUUGGCGGUCGCGCGAGUGGAGAUCCGCUGCUUUCGGAAAUGUUCGGAGAUUUCAAGCUUGAAGAGCCUCCACAGAUCUCAUCCUCAUCCGGCUCUCCUCCCCUUUUUGAGAAUCCAGCGGAUAUCUCGCUUGGAUCGAUCAGUCCACCCUCAUUGUCGGGAGAAUCGAUUCAUACCAUUCACUCGCCUGUUAGAGCUUGGUUUCAAAAGAGAGUGGAUGUGUCAACACAGACCGAGACGGGUCCUCCGCCAAAUCCAGCUCAUUCUUUGAUCUCCGGUGGAUAUGGAAGUCCGCUAGCCGGUCUCCCGUCUCCAUUUUCGAGUCUUUUGGAUGAAGAUAUCGUUGAUUCGACAUUCUCUCCAGGCGAUGACUUCGAAAUGUUAACAGAUACUCAUCAAUUUGAUGACCUCAUGCAGUAUAUCAAA
This is a messenger RNA of Mesorhabditis belari, 1785 nucleotides long. Lineage: Eukaryota; Metazoa; Nematoda; Chromadorea; Rhabditida; Rhabditidae. The record is from the annotation of a GenBank genome assembly.